AUGUGUGGGAAGAUAUUACUGACCUGGCACAGAAAGACGUCCUAUCGGGAUUUGUCACCAGCGACACGACUGGCCAAAUGGCAUUGCCGAGAGGGAACUGGGGCGACAUUUCACUUCAGAGGAGUUUCUUUACGAGCUGCUUCGACAGGGGAAGUUACCCCUGGGAUAUCUCGAAGAACACAUACGUGGUUAUAUCGCAUGCAAAAAGGACCCCACAAUAGAGGGAUGUAAAGAGUUUUGAGCUGUAAAUUUAAUAGCUUUUGACAGUCGAAAAAGUUAAUUGUGCGAAAGAAAUAUGGAUUCCUUGCUGGACGGUGCGAUUAUGAAAUACAGAGUCGCUAAAAAUCUCCACAAAGGUGGGUGCAAGAUUAGCAAUCGCUUGCAAAGUCUUUGACGCUACACGAAGUUUCUCGGUGCCUAAUUAUCUUUAUCACCGCACACAGCACCACCCGUAACAUAGCCCCCAAAAUACUUUAUUGGCUCUUCCAUACUUAGUAAACUAUAAGAAACAAUUUGAUCGUGUCUCCAAAAUCUCUGGCUCGAAUUGUGCACAACAGAUUUCAAAAUGUUUCCGCAAUUUUAAUGACAUGAUACGCCGUGUGUUCCUUUCUCCUUCUUUAACCCUUUUAUUCCUGAAACUGACCAGCAUCUAAUUUCUCCUGAGAAUCACAGCUGAAUCAAACAUUAAGGACAUGAGAAUAAAGAAAAUGAUUACAGGUCUAGAUUGUUUCGCAAAUUCUCCUUGUCAGUGUCAUAGUAAAUGUUUAGAGAAAAGUAUGGAGAAUAUGCACACUGAUGCUAGGAUGUCAAGGGUUAAUCUUAAGAGUUCAUCUGUUUCAACUUCUUUCCGUCUGCAACAUUGUGCACCUUUAAAACACCAUUUGUAAAAUUCAUUGCAAUAAUUUCACCUGUUUCCAACUAUCAGUAAUGUAUAUUAAAGUUCACAAGGCAACCAGGUGGACAAUCAGAAAAGGUUUGAUGUUAAUCAGGUUUAAAGAUUUGAUGAAUGUCACCGAGAAGAUACAAUUCGUAGACCCAAAGUGUCGACAUUCCUGUCUAGUGCUUUCAUCAGUAACGUAUUUCGCAGGCUUAACGCUCUUUUUUUAAACUUAAUAUUAAUUUAGUAAGCACCAAAUGAAAAAUUGGCAAAACAAUUUUUAACGUGUUACAGCCUCAAAAAGGACUGUAACUAUUUUGGUCAAUCCACUAUCUGUCGUUUUAGAGCUUGAUAGGGGUUUUCGUACAUAGGUUUCAUAAUUUUUGACAGGAUAUCAUAUUUUCAAAGAAAGCCAUUAAUUACUAAAAUAGCAUUUCAUGUCGGUGCUUUUGACUUUAUGAUGAUUGAGUAAUAAUGCUUCUACUAGAUCUUUGUAAAGAAAUACAAACCAAUAGAGAAUAAGGAGGCUCUCUUUACAACCCUCUUGUUGGAAUUACUUUCCACUUCCCUGCAGUCAAAUUUGCUGCGCAUAAUGGUGAAAAUAAUUUACUCAGUUGAAAAAGAAGAACAUUGUCAUUGCCAAGCUCUGUUCUGUUGGGAUCAACAUAAGCUAAGGAGCAACAUUCAGCAUCCUUCAAACUGGGCACUUCAUGAAUAUUAAACAGAAUAUGGAUUAGUAACAGAAUCAAGGUUGUAAGUGCAAGCUGUGCAACCGGUUUUUUUUCUUUCUCUGGGAAAUGUUAUUUUUCGCAAAGGAAGAAGUGGCUGGAACUUUCAAGUCAAAGCAGUGAUAGCUUGAGCCCAUAAUGUCUUUUUCAACAAUUAUACAUCAACCCUAUAAUGAUGAUAAUAAUAUGUUGUUAAUUAUGAUGAUAAUGAUGGGUAAGGGUUAAUAAUCUUAAUAAUGAUGAUAAUGAUGAUGCGAUACCAAGGAUGCAAUGGGAACACUCAGCUACUGGCACAGUAAUUUUUGAUGGCCGUAUGCAGAUGUCUGGCCCAGACCUCAACCUGCUCCCCCCACUCCAUUGCAAUGAUGAUGAUGACGACGACGAUGAUGACAAUGAACGUGAAAGGUAUAAUAUUUGACAUAAUGUAGAAUGCAUGACACCCAAAGGACCAGCUCUGAAGUAAGAUAGUAAGACAGCAUAGAAAUAAUUACUUGUAUGGUUUCCAAAAUCCAUUCCUGAUUAAGUUUUAUCGGCCAGGAAUUAUGCCUGUCUAUUUGAUUCAAACCCUCAACAACAGAGCUUUAAAAGCUUUAUUAUAAAACUAUAACUAUCAUAAGAACAUAAUUUCUUUGCAAUCCCUGGAAUUUGAUUCCAUUUUCCAAAUGUGAAAUACAUUUUACAUCAUUACAAUGGUUAAAGAAAAAAUAAAUAGACCUUACACUUGCAAAAAAUUAAAAAACCCAUGUUCAACUAAAUGAUCUUGUUCAACAUCAAAUAAACCAAUAUCCUAUAAAUUCUUAAAAUAUAUCAUAGGUUAUUUACCAAUAGUAUAGCCUAAGUCAAACAGCUCCUGAAUGAUCUCCAUUCCUACGAGAAGAUGCAAACCCUCUGGCACAGCUCCAACCAAUGCAAGCCCUUCAAAAUGGUGUUGUCGAAUUUUGAGCACAACUUUUACUUCUGAAAACUCUCCAUUAACUCCUGCUAAAUGAACAGGAACAGUAUCCUCCCAGUCAACUUCCAGAUCCAACUUCUGCAGAAGCUCUUUGGAUAUGCAGGCAGCUGCAUUAUUGCCAGUGUCAAAACAGACACUUUGACGUCCUUGAACACGAAUCAACGAGCCAGAUGCAUUCUUUAUGUCUACUGGUUCUUCAUCCCUUGAUAUGAUGAAGGGUUUAUAUCCUGAAAAGUAGUUCAAGAAUACAAUAAAUUGCCAAAUUAAUGUUCUUUUUUUCAAUGGAAAUAAAACAUUAAUGCUAACUUGGCACACAUGACUUAAGUGAGUAAGCAAGUAAUCAUUACAUUUAGUCAAAUACACUAAGCUCAUUAUGGUAUUGUCAGUAAAUGCUUUUUUAGUCAUUCCCUCUAUUCAGUCAAACUAGUUAUUGAAUAAUUUAUUUUAAUAUUUGUUUUAUUCCCUCCUGCCUUAAUUAGCUUUGCUAUUUUGCGGGUUGGGAUUGUUAGAUAUGUAUUUUAAUUGCUAAAAUAAAUAACUUUUAUUUGUUGCUUUUGUUUGUUUUUUCUCCUUUCAAUACCACCCCUGAAUCAAACAUUAAGGUCAUGAAAAUAAAGGAAAUGAUAAUCAACUGAAGAAGCUCUUGAUUGUUAAAGAAAUUCUCCUUGCUAGCACAUUAGGAAAUGUAUAGAGAACAGUAUGGAGAAUAUGCAUAUUGAUAUUAGGGUGUAUUUAGGCUUAAAGCCAUAUAAUAUAUGUACAUAUAUAAUGCUGGUCACUCACUAGAAAUCAAUCCCUCACAGGUAAACUCACAAGCUUCAAUUUUUACAACUGCCACACCAGGUACACCAUGAUCAUCACCAUCAGCAACCUUCCUUGGCCUCUCAAGUGGCAUAUGAACUGGUGCUGUGGACAAGACAAGGUUCUCUCGACAGUUCAGUGGCAUAUCCACCACUUCUUUACCCAUUGUUUUCAGAAUGACUCUUUCAUCCUUAAUUGUAAAAGCCCUUAUUCCAAUGAAGUAGAUUCUGGUACAUGCCAUGUGAAGUUUGGUAUAGAGUUUUCCUAAAUAGCCUUGAAAUCUAUUAGCCUUUCAAUGAAAAGAGGAAAAAAAGAAAAAACAUAGUGAAUGAGGCUUGUUAUAGCAUGCUCAAUCCUAACUAAUAGCAAGGUCAGAAACCAGUGAGUUAGAGUGGUUUCUAACAGUCAGUGUCACAACAGAAGUCCACAAUCAUAUUAAUUAACUUAUAAAUAAAUUAAUAAACACCCAUUUCAAUGAACAUUAAAAGUAUCAAUUGGUAUGGUCUCAGUACAUGUUUGUUUGUUUUUUUUUCAAUAAAACAGCAAUACAAGUUAUACAUAUUGUCACAUUUUGUUACCAAUGGUGGGUGGUCUGAGGGUCGUCAUAUUAGACUAGAAGACAAAAAAGCCCAGUUAUUACAAUCCUGGUUUUGGUGAUUGUGUUAUAUUGUUGGAUACUAACUUACAGAUAGAUUACUCUCACAUCAGUCUAGAUUUCUUUACAUCAGACCAACAAGCUGUCUGUGAAACAGAGGAGAUGCUGGGCAAAGGUAAUCUGCGGUGAACUGACGUACAUCCUUACAAGAAUUAAGAUGUAGCAAUACUGCUGAUAAUUUUAUGCUGCAGAAACAGGGGUUGUUUCACUUGCAAAUUUUUCUUGAAUGUUACAGCAUUCAGUUAGUUACCUUUAGGUUGACAUAUCCACAUGCCUGUUCAAGUCUUCUUAAAACAUUUUUAUCUUGAAGGUCUUUCAGCAAUUCAUUUACGCCCUUUCAAGGAAACAAAAGUCAAU
This is a messenger RNA of Pocillopora meandrina, 4370 nucleotides long. The record is from the annotation of a GenBank genome assembly. NCBI's taxonomy places the organism in Eukaryota, Metazoa, Cnidaria, Anthozoa, Scleractinia, Pocilloporidae.